Messenger RNA from Solanum dulcamara, 2224 nucleotides. RefSeq names its product protein IQ-DOMAIN 13-like. The coding region runs from base 324 to 2072 and encodes 582 amino acids. The transcript is spliced from 6 exons. NCBI's taxonomy places the organism in Eukaryota, Viridiplantae, Streptophyta, Magnoliopsida, Solanales, Solanaceae. Gene Ontology annotation, molecular function: protein binding. The record is from RefSeq and is a predicted model, not a curated record.
AGGUCAAAAAAACAACAAAAAGAAAAGGUUAAUAAAUCCUGGAAGCAACAAAGAAGUAGAUUCUUUUGUUAUUAGUUGGCUAUUUUAGAAUGGACUCGAAAAGUCUAAAAGGAGCAUCAAGUUUAAUGGUAGUAUAACAAAGUGGAGAGGAUUAGGAUAGGAGGAAGAAAAGGGGAAAAGAUUCUAGAGAGAGAAGAGAAGGGUAGCUGAAGUUAGCUUUCUUGUUGGACUUGCCUUUUGGCUUUGGUUUCAGCUUUCUCUGAAAGGGGUUUUCAUGGAGGACCUGAAAAACAACUUGAGGGUGACACAGUAAUGCUAGAAGCAUGGGGAAAAAAGGCAGUUGGUUUUAUGCCCUCAAAAGGAUUUUUACAUGUAACACCAAGAAGAAGUCUGCCUAUGGAUCAGCGAAGAAAACUGCUAAGGAAAAGAAGAAGGGUCGUAGAAUACUGAGGCAUGGAGAGUUCAAAUCAUUCCUCUUUAGAGAACCAAGCAGUAUUGAGAAAAUACUGGGGGAGGUUGAUGAUCAGAACCUACUUGUUAGGGAUCCUACUUCUGAACAACCUGGCAUUCCUUCUGCAUUCGCUGUGACACCAACUUCUCCAAGAAUCAAUUCACCUAGAGAUGCAUCUCCUCAGUCUUCUUAUAGGGCUACAUCUCCUGGUGCCACUUCUCCAAGGAUCGCCUCUCCGAGGGCUACUUCUCCAAGGGUCAUCUCUCCUAAGGCUAGCUCUCCCAAGGAAGCUUCUCCAAAGUCUACCUCUCCAAGGGCAGCUUCUCCAAAAGCUACCUCUCUCAGGGAAUCUUCUCCAAAGGGUACCUCUGCUAGUGCUCCUUCCCAAAAGGCUAUCUCUCCUAGGGAAGCUUCUCCAAGGGUCUCUUCCCCUAGAUCUACUUAUCCUGAGCUGAGUAGGAACCACAAUGAGAUUAGCUAUGCUAACAGACCAGAACCAACUUUGACGCUCCAUCUUGCAGCAACCAAGAUACAGGCAGCCUACAGAAGUUACAUGGCAAGGAGAGGUUUCAAAUCUUUGAGUGGUUUAGCAAGACUUCAAGGAGUGGUCAGAAGCAGAAGUGUAAAGCGGCAGACAGUAAAUGCCAUGAAACAAAUGCAACUUCUAGGUAGGGUUCAAAUGCAAAUUCAGUCAAGGAGGACUCAAAUGUUCCAGACACUCCAUAGUCAAGCUUACAUGAAUGAUAAAGAAGUUGAGAGCACUUUAAGCAAAUGGACUCAGCUGACCGAGGCAGGUAACCAUGAUGAUUGGGAUAAUAGUGUGCUAACUAAAGAUGAGGUAGAAGCAAGGCGGCGGGAAAAAGUGGAGGCAAUCAUCAAGAGGGAGAGAGCAAUGACCUAUGCAUGUUCUCACCAGUUGUGGAGAAGCAACCCCAAAUCAGCUAUGGACUUCCGAGCCAGUGGAAUUCCUUGGUGGUGGAACUGGUUGGACCACCAGCUACUUCCAGGAAAUGAUUCCGAGAGCCAAUCUGCUGUGAAAGAUGUCCAUGUAACACCAUCAAGGGCAUUAUCAGAACACAAGCCAAGUCCAUGGCGUCUAAGUCAGAACUUCAGACACCUCCAUUUGGAUUAUGACAGUCAUGAAUCAGCUACACCAAGGUCAACUAAGUCUGCAGUUCCAUUAAGGGGCAAACUAAUGCAUACUCCCAGAAGAACAUCAUCGCCAAUGAGCAGCUUGAGCGUCUCAAAGUACUCAAGACGCCGUGCUAGUGCUGCUGAUUCCCCUUUCAAUCAUUCCUUGAAGGAUGACGACAGUCUCACGAGCUGCCCUCCUUUUUCAGGUCCAAGUUACAUGUCACCAACCAUCUCAGCCAGAGCUAAAUUCAGAGGAAAAACCAUUCUUGAGGAGAGAAACACAGGUACCCCAUCAAAUAGCUCGAGGAGGAGGCUAUCGUUUCCUUUGACUCCAAGUAGUACUGGGUCUGUCAAGUGGAACAAAGGGUCUGGCAAGGAUGCUGCUUCUCUAAAGGAACACGAGUCUAUGGGAGAUCAUAUGAGUGUGCAUUCUACUGGUUCGACGCCUACUGUAGUUGGGAGGAAACCAUUUAAAAGAUUUGUGUGAUUAUGUGUACUGUAUUAUGUCCAUCUGUAUUUAGCUCUGAAGGUACCUGUUUUUCUUGUUCUUUUCUUCUUUUUGAUGUGUAUUUAUUGGUGUAUUUUGUUAACAGAACACUAAUGUAAAAUAAUUAAAUGUCCACAUUCUCUUGUUUGUUA